AUGGCAACGUCCCCCCGUUCUUCCCCGAAGGUAGUGCCGCAUCCAGAACCUAGGCUUGCCGUUCUUUACGAGCCAAAAGACAAUGAAGCUGAGGUAGAUGUCAUCGCCGUCCAUGGCAUUGGAGCAAAUGCAGAUCUGACAUGGGAGAGCCGCGGCGUCAAUUGGCUCAAACAUGAUGACAUGCUGCCAAGCGCCGCAAAAACGGCAAGAAUUAUGCGAUUUUCUUACAACUCUCAAUGGCUAGGGCAAAACAGCAUAGUUCAACACCUUUCGGCCAUAGCUAACGACCUUCUCUAUUCCAUACGCAACAUGCGGCAGGACUUUCCUCAGCGACCAAUCGUUUUCAUUUGCCACUGCUUCGGUGGCAUAGUAAUUGAAAGAGCUAUAAUCACAGUGAGGCUCUUCAGAGAAGAGUGGAAAAUCAAGACUGGGUCUUCCGACCAUCAUGAUGGGGAUUUAGUCGACUGUAUAUCUGGUAUUAUCUUUCUUGGCACGCCAUUUCGAGGCUCAGAAGCCCAAAGAUAUGCCGAUAUUAUCGGCAACAUCCUUUCUGGAGUAGGGUUAGGAAACUCCAAGGUCUACGAAAUGGUCUCCCCGCAUUCUCAAGCUCUGAAGGACCAGCUAAACGAUUUUGUUCGCAUAAUCAACCGGCAACACAUCCCAUCAUUCUGCUUCUUUGAAAAGCAAAAGUCGAAUGUAGGGCGAAUCAUCAAGUCGCCUUUGGCGCGUCUUGUAGUAAUCGUAGACGAACAUAGCUCCACGAUAGACGGCAUAUCAAGCCUUGGCCUCGACGCCGACCACUUCCAGAUUCAUAGAUACUCCUCUCCAAAAGACCCAAACUACGAGAGUGUGGUUUUUCAACUUGUUGAAAUGAUCAAUAAAGCUCCUCAUCGUACUAAAGCCCGUCUAUAUCCCCGACCUAUGGCCAUCAACGAAGAACCGGUUGAUUCUGACAACAUGAAACAGUCACUGCGCGCCUUGGCUGUAAGCAGUCCCGUGGAUGACAAAAUCCACUUUCAAAAACAGAUUGGAGAAAGAUAUCUGGCACCUGAGGAGACCUACAACUGGGUUCAGGCAAAUGCAGUUUACACCAAAUGGCUCAACAGGGACGACGACCCACUCCUCUGGAUUCAUGGAGAGGAAGGACAAGGGAAAACCCCGCUCAUGAUAUCUUUGAUCAACGGGUUGACCGAUAAAGUCGAGAGAAGUUCUCGGCAAAGAGCAUUGGCGUAUGUUUUCUGCUUGUCUCCAAAUGGGUAUCAAAAAGAUGCCGCUUUCAUCGCUCGAAGCAUUCUGCAUCAGGUUCUCUACCAGAAGAAGAACAACGUCAAUGCUUUCCACCACUGGUCGCAGGAAUAUCAAGCAAGAGAUGAUGCGUUGCUAAAUGAUGUACAGAGCCUCUGGAAGAUAUUGCAACUGACAUUGACUGAAGCGAAGCUGGUAGUUGCCUAUUUUGUGCUCUAUCGGCCAGAGGAGUGUGAUCCUCAUAUCAUGGCCGUCUUUUCAACCCUUCUUCAGGCUAACCACACCGCUUGUCACAUUAAAUGGGUAGUAAUUAGCAGCAAACACUCCGGCGACUACCCAGAAUUAAAAGUCUCAAGGCGCAUAGACCUCGCGACAGCAUCUACGAUCGAGGUUCCGGAUAUCAAACCCAGGCGUUCAAGCCCCAUAAGCCUGAGUCCAAUGUCUCUAGACACGAGAGAGCCUCAAUCAUCCAGACCGACUUCUUGGUCAUCACAUGAGAUGAAGAUACCAUCUCCAGCCGAACAAGAUAUCAAAGUCAGGAACCUAGCGACUGUCUACUGCGAUCGAAUAGAGCGCCAUUGGAUUUGCGAGAUCCAAACUCGUCGCCAAGACUCCGGGUCUUUGCUAAUAGAGGCCACGCGCUUAAAUCACGAAACUAAUAUCAUCCGGCAUGAAAUCUUGCCAGAAAUGGCUCUAAUCCCUCACACUGAGACCAGUCUGAGCCCAGAGCGAAAAUUCGCUAUAUCAUUCCUGGAAACGCAAGAAUUGAGUCUCCAUGACGCGCGGAAAGCAUGGAAGUUCAGUGGUCAUCUAGAUUACCUAUUUGAGGAUGAUAGUAGCUUUCGCUGGCUCCAAGAAGCCAUAUACGGCGGUCACCUUCUUUCGAUUCAGAAAACCCAGCAUAUUACUUCGAAUAGGGAACGUGAAAGUUCCAAGCAAGACUUACGGCUCUGGGGUUCAGACGAUGGGCAGGAAUGCAUUAAGUUAAUGUUCUUUCCGAAUUCUCGUACUAAGUAUACCAAGGAGUAUCAAGUAGAGCCAGUAGACAGGACGAAAGACUUUGAACAUGUGCCUGAUCUCGAAGACCGUCGUAACCAGGUCUACGAAAUUAUAAAUGAAGCCUCCUUCCAGAAAUACGUUGUGUUCGUUGCAGCAGCAGGCUUCAUCACCGACGCUUACGACAUCUUUGCCGUCAACACAGUCCUUCCUAUGGUGUCCUUGGUCUACUGGGAUUCAGAAUUUAUGCCCAAAGGCACUUAUACCGCCAUGCUUUGCGCGACUCUGGCAGGAAGCAUGAUUGGACAAGUCAUCUUCGGAGUUCUGGGUGAUCUCUUCGGCCGCAAGAAGAUGUACGGGCUGCUCCUUGUGAUAGUUUUAUGGGCGACCUUGGGCCUCGCCGCUUCAGCAGACGGAUCAUACCAGAGCAUGAGCAUCGCCGCGUGGAUGUUCAUCUGGCGUUUUCUCAUGGGUAUCGGCAUUGGGGGAGACUAUCCUCUCAGUGCUGCCAUCACCAGCGAGUUCGCACCGCAAAAACAUCGUUCUUCGAUGUUGGCAACGCUGUUCUUCAUGCAACCUCUUGGUCAAUUCGUGGCUACCCUCGUGGCUUUGGUUGUGACCUAUCUCUUUCGGCACCAGAUGAAGAGUGUGCAAAAAUGCCAGACCUUGGACGUGGAAUGCUACAGAGCUGUUGAUCGGACUUGGAGGAUUAUUGUUGGAAUUGGAGGUAUACCUGCUCUGGUAGCAAUGGUAAUUCGGCUGCAGAUACCCGAAAGCCCUCGGUAUACGCUGGACGUGCUUUUGGAAGGGGAGAAGGCCCUUAAGGACACGGAAGGCUAUUUCUUCGUCCCCGUGUCCACAACUGUGUCCCAAGAAGAGCAUGAAUCGGGCUCAGAUGAUGGUCUUGCACAUUCCACUCAACUCUCUUCCGAACCUAAACCACUCACAACUAGUAUGCAACAGACAAACGGCGACGUAGAUUCAAAUGAGAUAACGAUUACUCGUACAAACAUGGAUUCAAGACACCGAAGUGUCCCACCAGUCCCUAGAAGUCCACAGAUUCCCCGCAGGCCGACUCAAAUUCACUACCAUGAAACCACUUACAAUCCAACGCCAGUUAGAUCCAUUCGCGGUAACAUUCAGUCCGGAGCACCCCCGUUCACAAUGAAGGAAUGGUGGUCUGGGUUCAAGAAAUACAUGUUCAAAGAGGGCAAUUGGAUUCAUCUUGCUGGUACUAUGACUUCAUGGUUUCUCCUGGAUGUAUCUUUCUACGGCCUCGGAAUGAGCUCACCCAAGGUGAUCCAAAAACUCUGGGAUGGCUUGAAAGCCGAUAGCCCGAAUACGCGUACUGUCUUCGAGCUACUCUACGAAAAUUCAUGGCACUCGUCCAUCGUCGUAUCCCUCGGGGCGCUUCUGGGCGGCAUCGCAAUGAUCUACGUAAUCCAACACAGCAGACCCGUAAUAGUGCAAAGUCUGUUCUUCGCUGUCCUAGGGAUCAUCCUCUUUGUGGCUGGCGGUACCUUCAAGCCGUUCCUCAGCUCCGCGAGUUCAGGGGAUCAUUGGGCCCUUGUCAUCUUCUACUUCUUUUGCAACUUCUUCUUCAAUCUUGGCGCCAAUGCUACCACGUUCAUUAUACCAGCGGAGCAAUUUCCAACGCGGUACCGCUGCACAUGCCACGGUCUUUCAGCCGCGAGCGGAAAGUUUGGAUCAGUCGUCGUGCAGCUAGCGGUCGGACUUUCCGGUGCCACGAACCUCGGUACCACAUCACUAGGGAAUUGGCUCUUAGGGUUCGGCGUGCUAAUGUUCGCGGGCUCCAUCGUAACACAGGUAGCCGUGCCCGAUUCUCGAGACGCCAAAGGACAGAGCAUGUCGUUGGAGGAUCUUGCCAAGGGCGUUGAAUGUACCAAGGAAUUGAGCCCGCAGAGGUGGAAUCGCUGGCAUACGCGUCUUGGGCGUGAUGAAGGUGCUGAGCCGUGA
This is a messenger RNA of Letharia columbiana, 4218 nucleotides long. RefSeq lists its product as uncharacterized. Lineage: Eukaryota; Fungi; Ascomycota; Lecanoromycetes; Lecanorales; Parmeliaceae. The transcript has 15 exons. Gene Ontology annotation, biological process: transmembrane transport. The record is from RefSeq and is a predicted model, not a curated record. The coding region runs from base 1 to 4218 and encodes 1405 amino acids. Gene Ontology annotation, molecular function: transmembrane transporter activity. Gene Ontology annotation, cellular component: membrane.